Messenger RNA from Colletotrichum paranaense, 234 nucleotides. RefSeq lists its product as uncharacterized. Lineage: Eukaryota; Fungi; Ascomycota; Sordariomycetes; Glomerellales; Glomerellaceae. The annotation marks the transcript as partial. The record is from RefSeq and is a predicted model, not a curated record. The transcript has a single exon.
AUUCUGGCCAAGGGAGGUGAGAGGUGGAGAGCUGCCGAAAAGCACCCGCCGCGGGGCUCCAAAACACGUUCACACCCAGCCCGCGCCAGGAUUAAUGAGCGCGCUAGCCCCCCACACUCUCUCUCCCAUUUCACCGUGCCACCGUCAGAGCAAGAGGAACAAGUGAGGCGGGAUGUGCAUGCAGCCAAUGACAUCUGUUCGCUUAUUGUAGCGGUCGAGCUGUGCCUUACCUAA